GUUAUUUCCGUUACACGCUCGAGACGCGGCGGUGAGCGCGUUUUUAAUCGAAAAAUUACGAUCAAACAACGUUCAAAAGUCCACUCGGAAAAAAAAAGCAAUUACGGCGUUAAUGACACACACACACACACACACACAUACACAAUAUCUACUUGGCAAAAUGAGGACGACGUGUCGUACGCGACUCCAUCGGCCGACGACCUGCACCGCGCACAAGUCUGACGGCCGCCGCCGCCGUUGUCGAGAGGUCUCGAAGGGCGUGCGCGCGGCGGCUUAUAGAUCGGCGGGCCGGAGCGCUCCGCGCCGUCAGCACCGCUCGGCGCGCCCGGCGCGGUCUCUCGUCACACAGUGUGCAGUACGCACAGCAUCCGCGACCCGACGAGCCGUCGUCCACAGCGGCGAGGCCGAUUAUCUAUCGAUUCAGUCGACCGCCGCCGAGGAAAACGCGAUGCCGCCCGUCGUUUCUGACGCUGCCGACGGUGACAACUACUACCGCCACCACCGCCGCCACCACCACAACAACAACAACAACAACAACAACAACAACGGCAGCAGCAACAGCAGCAACAGCAACAGCAACAGUAACAACAACAACAACCACAGCGGAAGUAGUAACAAAAAGUUCCGGGGACGACGCCGCCGCCGGGGUUGCGCGCACCUGACGUCGUCACUGCCGCUGUUGUUGCUGUCGGCCGUCGGAUGUCUAUGCAAUCCGGACGCCAAGCGACUGUACGACGACUUGCUCAGCAACUACAACCGGCUCAUCCGGCCGGUCAGCAACAACACCGACACCGUUUUAGUCAAGUUGGGCCUCAGGCUGUCGCAGCUCAUCGAGUUGAAUCUGAAGGAUCAAAUUUUAACGACGAACGUAUGGCUGGAACACGAAUGGGCAGACCACAAAUUUAUAUGGGAACCACUAGAAUAUGGAGGUGUCAAAGAGCUUUACGUACCAUCUGAGCAUAUCUGGUUACCGGAUAUCGUCCUUUACAAUAAUGCUGACGGCGAAUACGUAGUCACUACUAUGACAAAGGCUGUGCUCCAUUACUCAGGUAAAGUAAUGUGGACACCACCAGCCAUUUUCAAAUCAUCAUGUGAAAUUGAUGUUCGCUAUUUCCCAUUUGAUCAACAAACAUGUUUUAUGAAAUUUGGUUCAUGGUCAUAUGAUGGAAACCAGAUAAACCUCAAGCAUAUUGGCCAAUUGGUCGGAACUAACAAAGUGGACGUGGGCAUCGAUCUGUCCGCGUAUUACCCAAGUGUGGAAUGGGACAUUCUCGGUGUGCCAGCGGAGAGACACGAAAAGUAUUACUCAUGUUGCGUUGAACCUUACAUCGACAUUUUCUUCAACAUAACUCUGAGGCGGAGGACUUUGUUUUAUACCGUCAACCUUAUCGUGCCCUGCGUGGGCAUAUCUUACUUGUCAGUACUAGUGUUCUACCUGCCCGCCGACUCCAAGGAGAAGAUUUCACUGUGCAUCACAAUUCUCCUGUCUCAAACCAUGUUUUUCUUGCUCAUCUCCGAAAUCAUUCCCUCGACAUCGUUAUCAUUACCGCUGCUCGGAAAAUACCUUUUAUUCACCAUGCUUUUGGUUGCCUUGUGCGUGGUCGUUACCAUAAUCAUCAUAAAUAUACAUUACAGGCAACCAAGUACGCACAAGAUACCAUCGUGGAUGCGGACGGUGUUCAUCAGAGCGCUGCCGAAAAUGUUACUCAUGAGGGUACCCGAACAGCUGUUGGCAGAUUCAGCACUGAAACAAAAACAUAUGAAGACGUGCAAAAAAUUAAAUCUUAAUUUGGCCAGGUUGAACGCAGCCAGCGUGGGCGCCACGCUGAACGUGCCUCCGGCGCCAGUCGCUUCGCCGCCCGCCGGCCACCGUUCGCCCACCGAAUCGCUGCGCCGGUUCGUGGUGGCCGCUGGGCGGACAGGCUGCAACGGGACGGCAGCGGCCGGGGCGGCCAGCCGGCUGAUGAACGUGGCCGUGUCGUCCAUCGACGAUGCGCUCAACGACGUGCCGGCCGCCAUCCGGAAGAAGUAUCCGUUCGAGCUGGAGAAGGCAAUCCACAACGUCAAGUUUAUACAGCACCAUUUGCAGCGCCAGGACGAAUACAACACGGAAGAUCAAGACUGGGGCUUUGUGGCUAUGGUGCUUGAUCGAUUAUUUUUAUGGAUAUUUACGGUUGCCUCCAUUAUGGGUACAAUUCUUAUCCUAUGUGAAGCACCGGCACUCUACGACGAUACGAAACCAAUUGACCGGGACCUAUCAUUCAUCGCUAAAAAACAAUUUUCCCCAACGUCUGAUUUAGAAUAGUCCUUAUGACAUUAGUUUUUAAUUUUCAUGUGCAAAUGGAAAUUAUUAUGGUAUAAUAGACAAUGAUGAAUCAUCUUGAUUUUAAACGGUUAAUAAUUAUUUGAACAAAUCGUUAAAUGCAACAUUAUUGUUAAAAUGCCUUAAGUUUUAGGUUAUAGGUUUUUUUACAGUUUAAAUAUAUUUUGCACCAAUUAAAGUUGUCAGUAAAAUUAUUUAAUGAUUAAUUAUGUUUAAAAAUAACACAUUAAAUGCUUUUUAAUAGUGCAGAACUAAAAUGUACUAUACAACGUUACAUUUAGAUAAAACAACUUAUUUUUUUUUUCAAUCUCACAUUUUCAUAUUGAUUUUGUUAUAUAUUUUUAAAA
Melanaphis sacchari is the source of this 2670-nucleotide messenger RNA. RefSeq names its product acetylcholine receptor subunit alpha-L1 (gene nAChRalpha2). Gene Ontology annotation, molecular function: acetylcholine-gated monoatomic cation-selective channel activity; transmembrane signaling receptor activity. Gene Ontology annotation, biological process: chemical synaptic transmission; regulation of membrane potential; nervous system process. Gene Ontology annotation, cellular component: postsynaptic membrane; neuron projection; synapse. The coding region runs from base 113 to 2305 and encodes 730 amino acids. The record is from RefSeq and is a predicted model, not a curated record. The transcript is spliced from 8 exons. NCBI's taxonomy places the organism in Eukaryota, Metazoa, Arthropoda, Insecta, Hemiptera, Aphididae.